AUGGCCACCCCGCCCGCAGAGCCCUCUGCUCCGCAGCCCACGGCCCUCAAGCCCAUCCACAGCCUGGUCCUUGAUACAGGCCCGUUGAUCAAAAACGACCCCUCGGUCAGCGCACUCCUCUCGCAGGCCGAAAAACUAUACACGAUUCCGUCCGUCAUCCCCGAAAUCAGGGACCCCGCCACCCGCGCGCGAGUCGAGACGACACUCCUGCCGUUUGUUACUGUUCGAGCACCCGGCCCCGCGAGCAUAAAGUUUGUGACAGACUUUGCGAGGCGGACGGGCGAUUUGGCGGUGCUGAGCAGGCCUGAUAUCGAGGUCAUCGCACUCGGGUAUGAGCUUGAGUGUGAGAGAAAUGGCGGCGACUGGAGGCUGAGGAACACGCCCGUCCAGAAGCGGUUGAAUGGGCGGCCAAAAGAGGCGGAGACCCAGGCUGAUGCUGAAGAUUCGCCAAAGGAUGACCUUGGAAAUCUGGCAGCCCCUCCAGCGGCAGAAGGUGACGAGACAGAGUCGCCGGCGCUGGAGGACAAGCUAGACGGUCUAAGUUUGCAGUCAACAGAAAAUGCCACCCCAGCCGAGGAGGAAGCCGCAGCAGGAGAACCAUCAUCUACUACCGACGCGCCAGCCGCCAAUCCAGACAUCCCAGAAACGCAAGAAGACUCCGACGACGAAGGCUGGAUCACGCCGUCCAACCUGAAAAGACACCAAGCUGCCGAAUCGGCCGGCAGCACGCCGUCCCAGCCGGCGCAAAAGACGCUGCAGGCGGCCAUCCUCACGUCCGAUUACGCCAUGCAAAACGUCGCCCUCCGCAUCAACAUCAACCUCGUCACGCCGUCCUUCUCGCGCAUCACCCACCUCAAGAACUGGGUGCUCCGCUGCCACGGCUGCUUCGCCAUCACCAAAGACAUGGAGAAGCAGUUCUGCCCCAAGUGCGGCCAGCCCACGCUCACGCGCGCCAGCUGCUCGACCGACCAGCACGGCAACUUCCAGGUCCACCUCAAGAAGAACUUCCAGUGGAACAAGCGCGGCAACGUCUACAGCGUCCCCAAGGCGGUCCACGGCUCCGCCAACGGGCGGCUGCCCAAGGGUGCCGGCGGCAAGAACGGCUGGGGCCGGGACCUGGUUCUCGCCGAGGACCAAAAGGAGUACGUCAGGGCCAGCGAGGAGCACAAGAGGCAGCGCAACAAGGACGUCAUGGACGAGGAUUACCUGCCGGGCAUUCUGAGCGGGAAAAGGUCAGGCGGGGCGGCAAAAGUACGCGUCGGGGCGGGCAGAAAUGUGAAUUCAAAGAGGAAGCAUUAA
Molecule: messenger RNA, 1299 nt
Organism: Metarhizium brunneum ARSEF 3297
Lineage: Eukaryota; Fungi; Ascomycota; Sordariomycetes; Hypocreales; Clavicipitaceae
Gene: nob1
Product: 20S-pre-rRNA D-site endonuclease nob1
Biological process (GO): ribosomal small subunit biogenesis; maturation of SSU-rRNA
Cellular component (GO): preribosome, small subunit precursor
Molecular function (GO): RNA endonuclease activity
Source: RefSeq, a predicted model, not a curated record